AAUAAUUAACAAAUACUUGUGUUUUUAAAAAACCUGAGAAUGUGAAACGAUAAUAAAGAAAGAAAAAUCUCCCAUACAAAAAGUCAAACAUUUUCCUCUAUACCAGAUGGAAUUGCGACUUUGUGCGAGGGAUUAAUUUUUAAAAAAUCAGAGCGAAAGGUACAGAUACCUACUUUGAAAUUUGGAUUUUCAGAUUUAUCAGAGAAAAUUUUCGAAACCGAUCAUAAUUUCUUCCAUCCCCAAUUUGAAUUUCUAGGGUUUCACAAAUGUCGGAAUCUCAAACCUGUGUGGAGCUUCCAGUGAUCGACCUUUCUCAGCCUUUGAGCGAAUCGAUUCUCUGCUCUCUUUGUGCGGCCUGCAACGAAUGGGGAUUCUUCUACAUCACCAACCAUGGCGUCUCCGACGAAUUUUACCAGAAACUGAUCUCCAUCGCCGAUGAACUGUUUCGUCUUCCUCAAGACACCAAAAUCAAAGUCGGAAUUUCGUCGUACGUGCCGAGAUUUACGGCGUCGCCUUUCUUUGAGAGCUUCAAGCUUUCGGGGCCGGACUUCUCUGCCUCUGCUCAACUCUUGACGGAAGCGCUCCUCGGCCAUCACAAUACUCAAUUUAGCAACUUACUAGAGGAAUAUGGAAGCAAAAUGACURACCUAUCUAAAAGAAUAGUCAAGCUAUUACUAAAGGUCUUGGGAGAUAAUUUCGAAAACAAAUUUUAUGAUUAUGAGUUCAAAAACUGUGAUGGAUAUCUUAGGAUAAACAACUACUCUCCUCGAGACUCCAAUGAAGAAGUUGAAGGGCUUGGGAAACACACUGAUAUUAGCUGCGUGACAAUUCUCUUUCAAGAUAAACUUGGUGGACUUCAGAUGAGAUCUAAAGGAGGAGAGUGGAUGGACAUAAGGCCUUGUGAGAACGCUCUUGUGGUGAACAUUGGGGAUUUUAUGCAAGCUUGGAGCAAUGAGAGGUUGAGAUCAGCAGAACAUCGAGUUGUUUUGAGGCAAAAUGUAAAGAGAUUCUCUAUGGCAUUCUUUUGGUCAUAUGUAGAUGAUGAGGAGAUAUAUGCCCCAAGCGAGGUCGUUGGAGAAGGGAAUGUGAGGCUUUAUCGUACAUUUUCAACAAAAGAGUAUAGGAUGUUCAGGGCAACUGGUGCGAGAGGGACCUAUGAGAAAGUUGGAGCCAAUGUAAAAGAAUUUGCUGGAAUUGUAGGAUGAUAUCUCUUAAAGAUAGUCUCUCUUGAACAUAUGUUUUURCUUUAACGUUCAUAAUGUUAAAUAAUCACAAUAUUUAAAAUCAAA
Momordica charantia (bitter melon) is the source of this 1289-nucleotide messenger RNA. RefSeq names its product gibberellin 20-oxidase-like protein. Lineage: Eukaryota; Viridiplantae; Streptophyta; Magnoliopsida; Cucurbitales; Cucurbitaceae. The record is from RefSeq and is a predicted model, not a curated record.